This is a messenger RNA of Linum trigynum, 1002 nucleotides long. Lineage: Eukaryota; Viridiplantae; Streptophyta; Magnoliopsida; Malpighiales; Linaceae. The record is from the annotation of a GenBank genome assembly.
GGCGACUCUAAGGUGAGAAUUCCGAGCCGUUCUCUCUUCUUUGAUCUUUCCCAGUUGCCGUCCGGCAAACUAGUCCACCGCCAUGGCUCAAUGUCUGAAUUUCUCUCUUCGUCUCUUCUUGUGACUCCGAAUUCCGUCGCUGCUGCUUCUUCGAAACAAUGUAAAGCCUCUCACUUCCCACUUCUUCCCUCACCCUAUCCCUAUCCCUCUCAUCCGUCUCUGCUUGCCCUCCACCAACUACUCCGUCAGGCGUCUGGCGGUGACGGCUCUCUCUGCCGAUGCUUUGGGGAAGAAGCCGCUGCUCGAAGUCAAAGAUUUGAAGGCUGUGAUUGCUGAAACAUGACAGGAGAUUCUCAAGGGCGUCAACCUAGUCGUGAAUGAAGGGGAGGUAUAUUGACUGAUAGUGUAGGAUAGUUCUAUCAGUUUCUGGAGUUUGGUGAGUCAACUUAUACGUUUUUUUCAUAUUUUCCGGCGAGGGAUAUGUACAUCAGUACAUGCACUAAUGGGCAAAAAUGGUUCCGGGAAAAGCACAUUCUCAAGGUUCUUGUUAGCAAUCCACAUUAUGAAGUUACUGGUGGUAGCGUGAUCUUUAAAGGGGAGAACUUGCUUGACAUGGAACCGGAGGAUAGGUCCAUUGCAGGGCUUUUUAUGAGCUUUCAGUCCCCAAUUGAAAUCCCUGGUGUCAGCAAUAUUGGCUUCCUAAACAUGGCUUACAAUGCUGGAAGAAGAAAACUUGGUCUCCCGGAGCUUGGACCAAUUGAGGAUUCCAUCACUUAAAGUUUGGUGCUGUCCAUUUUGGGAUCUUCAGGGAACAAUGCGGCCAGUUCCUGAGUCUAUAGAAGUCUACUUUUUCUUUGCAAAAAGACAAAGAGGAUCAAAGGAGAAAGACAAAAAGACAAUUCAGAGACCUGGAACAUUUGAACAGAUUUCUCAAUUCACACCACAAGGGGAAAAAUGACGAUGCCGAUCGUGUAACACGAAGAAGAAAAUGGCCAUGACACU